GGGUUGUUUAACUUCAAAGGCCGCCAAGCAACUCUUAGCUAAAUACAUAUGUAUGUAUGUAUGUAUGUCAGCUGCUAAAAAAAUACAGUCAACAGUCAUUGUCAUAGAAACACAUUUCGCUAGAGAGAUUUUCCAGUUAACAAAAUUAGCACCCAACUAUUGUCGUUGUUGUUUGGCAUACUGUUGUUAUUGAUGAAAAUAAGGUUUAGCGAUAAGAAAAAGAGCCACAUUUCGCGGGUCACUUACACCUCCGCACUGGGCAAGGAAAUAGAAAAUGCAAUUCUUUGGCGCGAUGCUUUGGAAGUGCAUGAUAUUGUACAUGGUAAAAGUGUUGUUGUCACACCCAAGUACAUUGAUGCAGAUAGAAAAGUGAAACUCCUUUUCCGCGGUAUAUCCACCUAUGCGGAGGAUCAUAUCAGGGAGAUGACAAAGAGUUCCAGUGCACAAAGUUUAAAUAGUCGUAGAAUGAGCAUGAAUUCGGUGAAAGCCAAGUCGAGUACACGUCUCGGUGUGAAGCUAUCACUGGACGAAAUCAUACAAGCAAUUGGUUCGAGCGGUUCGCUACACGAAUUUCAUAAUUAUUACCAUGAAUUGAGUCACGCGAAGUCGAAGCCAUUGCCUUUUAUAAAAGUAGUUUUGCGUAAAUCUCCCGCAUACGUACUCUAUCAUCAAAAUAGUGUGACCGUGCCGAAGGGCAGUGAAGAAGGUGAGGCGGUCGAACAUGAUAAUCGCAUUUAUGAUUACCUAACGAUAGGUAAGGGUAAAAUACGUCGGCGUUCCGAUGCCGAAACGCAGACAGUAGGUGUGCUAAAGAAGUCGCGCAUUGAGAGUACAGUCUCUAAGAAAUUCAGUGAGAAGGGGGCCUAUGUAUCAUUUUUCGAAAUGUUCGACACCUACCAACAAUUACUCAAAACACCGAUGGCACUCAAUGAACGGCAUUCAGUAAGUACGGGUGUUUUGGAUUUAAUCGCAAAAAAUCCACAAUUCUCCUAUGCGGCCAUGGUGGUGGAACGUAUAUUGGCCAGUAAUUGCUAUCAUGAAGGACAGCGGCGUUAUCGCAACAUGGAAGUACCCACCAAAAUGGCCAAAUAUGCCGAAUAUAAAUAUUCGCUGAAUCUACUCUAUCGCUUGCUACAACCGAAAUUUCAAGGUGGCUACGAUUUUCGGCGUAAAGCGAUUUCAGCUAUGAGCUUUUGUCAAGGUAAUGGUGAUCUAAUAGCCGUUGCUUAUGGUUUCUAUUCGGAUGCCUCUAAAGUGACCGUACCGAAUGGCAAUGUCUGUGUUUGGAGCAUGAAAAAUCCACAAAAUCCCGAACGUAUCUACAGCUACCCGGUGCCGGUGUCAGCAGUCGAAUUUUCACCAUUUUUACCAUUUCUCAUUGCCGUUGGUCUGUACGAUGGCUCAGUACAGGUGCGCAAUAUAUCAAAACCCGAUUAUCCUCCGGUUGCGAUAUCGCAACGUAGCGUUUUAUUGAGCUGUGAACCAGUGAUGGCUAUACAAUGGAUUCGUCAACAACAAGACGAUACUCUCGAAGCAGAUCCAUUUCUGGCGCUUACACGUGAUGGCAAAGUAGCGAAAUUUCGCAUUAUACCGAGUCCCUACUUGUUGGGUAUGCGUCAGAUGGAGCUUCUUCGUGUCGAAGGCAAUCCCGAGGGUUUACAAUCCAAAAGUUUUAUGAUGAAUGAAGAAAAGUCACUCGAUUCGGGUAGACAUGCUAGUGGUUUGCAUGUAGUUAUGCAUCCACUGCAAGACGAUAUAUAUUACAUACUCACCGACGAAGGUUGCAUACAGAAAUGCUCGUUGAAUCACACACACCACUAUUUGGAAAUGUUGAAGGUUCAUGAGGGCUCAGUUAAUCACAUGGAUUUCUCACCUUGGUCCCCUAAACUGUUUCUAACCUGUGGCAAUGAUUGGACCAUACGCAUUUGGCUAGAGGGUAUUUAUCAGCCUCUAAUAACAUUAUGCGACCGUUAUAUGCCAGUACAUUGUGCCAUGUGGAGUCGCACUCAUUCAACAGUAAUUAUUGCAGUUAAUCGAGAUACUGUUGAUAUAUGGGACUUACGACGAACUUUAUUGGCACCGAUAUCAACGAUAAAUAUAGACUCUUCAUUUCAUACAUUGGCCAGAUUAAGUAUAUGUGGUCGAUCGCUAGCUAUUGGCAACGAACGUGGCAAUGUGUUGAUGUGCAGUUUCGAACACAUGCCUUUCCAGUCUCACAAUCAAUACGCUGAAUUGGAGAAAGCCCUCUACAACGCCAUCAAAUUAUCACCAACCCUAAUGCAAGAUCUGAAGAACAUUGGCUACUUUGGCUACAAAUUGGAAGAUGGUCAUUCCAAGUCUGUGUACUGGAAAUAUAAGUGAUUUCCCUUGAAUAUCACAUUUUUUACGCUAUUAUUAUCAUAUAAUACUUGUAACUCGGAUGUUGAAAACACGAAAUAUAAUAUUAUUUUGUGUGGAGACUUAAAUAUUUGCUAUAUUCUUAUAAUGAGUCACGUAGAAAGUUUUCCACCCGGUAGCUCUAAACGUCGUCUUCUGAAAUCCACUCAACUGUUUUGAGGAAGCUAUGUUAUGUAAAUAUUUUUAGCUACUGAAAACGAGCUUGAAUAUUGAAGCUUUUAGACUAAUGCAGAAAGUUCAUA
Messenger RNA from Zeugodacus cucurbitae (melon fly), 2639 nucleotides. Its product is annotated as dynein axonemal intermediate chain 4. Gene Ontology annotation, molecular function: dynein heavy chain binding; dynein light chain binding. Gene Ontology annotation, biological process: cilium movement. The coding region runs from base 193 to 2361 and encodes 722 amino acids. Gene Ontology annotation, cellular component: axonemal dynein complex. The record is from RefSeq and is a predicted model, not a curated record. The transcript has 6 exons. NCBI's taxonomy places the organism in Eukaryota, Metazoa, Arthropoda, Insecta, Diptera, Tephritidae.